AUUCUGUGUUCAUAUUCUUACUUCAUGUGUGGUAAUUCCAUAUGGAUUGAUUUUAAUGCAUAAAAAUGAUUGGGAAUGUAUGUAUGAGCCUUUUUAUAAACUUGGGUAUCAUCUGGAUUUGUUAAUGGAUUUGGUAAAAAGGGGAUACCAGCGUGUUGUCAGCAAGCUCUUUGAGGAGAAGCCACAACAACAUAAUGUCAUCUGCACUAUUUCGAGAUCUUAUGUAACAAUGAAAUAUGAGUCUGCCAAUGCAAGUGGAUUAAUUAUUCAGAUUCUUGUCAACAUUAGAUGGAGUCUCAGGGGAAAUGUGGGUUCUCUAAAGUUACAGUUGAGAUAUUUUUUACUUACGACCCCUGCUUGUGUACGAAGAAGUUUAAUCAUUGCUGGAAGAGUAUUUGAUAGAGGUAGAUUGCUUGAGUUAAUCAUGAGGAGUACUAAAUUCUGCUUGAGUACUCUUAUUUAUGGUGUGUUUUUUCUUAUGAGGUCACCCUGGAUGAAUGAGUAUAAUGGGUUGAUAUUAAUGCCUAGGUGCAAUGCAAAUUUUGUAUAUGAGCUGGUUCUUGAAUUGGAGUACCAUCUGAAAUUGUUAAUUGAGUAUUUGAAUAUGUCUUUGCUUACUCAUAAUAGUGACAGUUGUGUUACUCUCAAGGUUCUUAACUCAGAAGGUGCAACAAGUGAUUGUAGUACGUUGUUUGAGGAAUCUUCACAGAAAGGUGAAAAUAUCUGGGUAGUCUUGAUUCUUCAAAUGACAACGGAAACGGGUGCUGCCAUUUCACAGGGACUGAUUGCUCAACUGCAGAUAGGAGGAGAAUCAUCUAUUACAUCCUAUGAAGAUAGGAACAAAGAUUAAUCAAACUGUGUAUUCUUCUGGCAAUGAGGUUCUUAAACUGUGCUUCAAAUAUAUCCAGCACCAUCCACUCGUGCUUUUAGUACCUAAAGGGUAUGAAUGGAGAGUGGGAAUGCAUAAUAUAUCCAUAGAAGCUAAUGGAAUUGUCUGUCCUGGUGGAAAUACAUGGUAUCUUGGCCGGAAGGAAUUCCUUGUAAGAGAGGUGGGAAUCAGUGAGAUGCUCGCAAAGGAUAGUACUGAUGAAAUCAGCGGACGUGGAUGGUUGGAAGAAAUGCUUAUGGGAGUUGAUUGUUCUUGUACUAAGCUAGGAGUUGCAGUUUUGAAGUUAACUGCCAUACUGAUAACUCAAAUAUGCAGUUUUUUAGAAGAUACUGAAGUUGUUUGUGGUGUUCUACUUAGUGCAAGCACAUCAGGAAACAAGAUGAUGCUUGUUGUAAUUAAGAAGGGUGAGAAUAUAACACAAGAGUUGUUGGAAGAAAUAUGUAAGAAGGCUAAUGGUGUUUUUACUCAAAAAAAAUAUGCACAUCUGAGAUGUUCCUUCAUGGUGAUUCGAACGGGCAUUUACAAAGAAUCCAGUGGAGUCAUUGAUGUUACUAUGCUUGGUAAAGACGUGUUUGCUGAAGGUCUCAACCAUUUACACAAGGAAGUGGGGGGUGAAAUAAUAGGAAAACUAAAGCAUUGGGUGUUUGGUGGUGAUGAGGAAAUCAUAUGCAGGAAUUCAUGGCAGUCUUAUGCCUAUGUGGAGGUGAACUGGAAUGACCGUGCUUUAGAGAUACAGUUAGAAGUCAUCUUGUUCCUUCCGGGUUCAUGGAAUGUUGGUUAUGGGAUUUGGAUGUUGUACAAAUACUUGACAUGCAUUAACGUUUCAACUCCAAGUUCAGUCCAAUAUCACAUCACCAGGGAUACUCAGCUCAAGCUGGUUGCUGUACAAGUACUUAUUCUCACCACAUUACAUGGCUUUCCCAUAUACAGACUACACGGUAAAUGGUGCAUAGUCGUCCAUGGAUGGUUUUCGCUAGAGUUAUCCACCAAAGUAGACGCUUUUUCUCAACAAGUUAUUGGCUGCAGUGGAACCUUUUGGCCAAUAUGGGCACUACAAGUUAUGCUUCUUUUAGUACCUUCUGGGCAGUGAAUUUUGUAGAUGGUGGUUUGUUUAACCUUAAGGUAAUAAGCACCAGUGGCUCGAUUUCACAAGAGAAGACCAGUUGCUAUGGGCUUUGUGCUGAGAUUAUAAAUCACAUUUCUUGCAGUCACAGUAUCCAUGAAGAAGCUGCAGCAAUCGUGCGUUCUAUUAGCUGGACUCAACUCUCAGUCCUUUACAGCCAAGCUCAUUUCAUAUCUUCAUCCUUGAGGACAAGGAUGAUUCGGAGAGGUGGGUAUUUGUCAUGUACCUGGGGUAGGAUAGAAAGGGUAAUUGUGGUACUUUACUAUUAUUGUAAGGGUAGUCCGGAUAUUCGCAUCAUUGGUCAUUUCUACAGCUAUUUAGGCUGUGUUUGUUGUAAGGAACCAGCUAAGAAAUAAUGUAAAACUCUAUCUUCUUCUCUAA
Messenger RNA from Papaver somniferum (opium poppy), 2393 nucleotides. RefSeq lists its product as uncharacterized. Lineage: Eukaryota; Viridiplantae; Streptophyta; Magnoliopsida; Ranunculales; Papaveraceae. The transcript is spliced from 2 exons. The coding region runs from base 56 to 850 and encodes 264 amino acids. The record is from RefSeq and is a predicted model, not a curated record.